UCGAUUUUUUGCAGACAUUCUCCAUUCUAGAUUGCACCCAAAUUUUUUGUGCCGAAGGGUUUACAUUGGUUGCUACGACGUGUGUUUUGAAGAUGGCGGAUGAUAUUGGAGAUGAUGAUCAUGGGAAGUUUUUCUUGCGCAAUUGGGAACAGCAAUGCAUUCGAGAGUUUGAAGAUGACGAUGAAGAACCGUCCCUUCAGCAUCAGCGUGAUUUGGAAGUCCUAAGUCACGGAUUGUAUCACAAAUUUCAAGUCGCUGCCACCUCCGUCGCACAGCUUUACAAAGAUAGGGUGCAAGGGGUCUCCGUGUGGACGCCGUUCCAGAAUGCAGCAGGAACAGUCACGGAGUUGUACAAAGACGGGAACGAUGCAAUACACCGCAGCAAUGAGCUGGGUUAUGCGCUCGGCUACCAGAAACGAACUCGCGAUGUGGUUGCAUGGGUGAAGCGGAAACCGGGGCAUAUUCGUCGUGAAGAACUGAUAUCCUUUUUGUGUGGAAAGGCUGCUCCUGAUGUACCCUAUGGACAACGAUUGCAUCACGUCAGGAAUUCCCCGCGACUGAGAAUGAGUGGAGAGCAGCGUUUAAACUCAGCACCUGAAACCGGAAAUGGCGGGGCAGUGACUGAAGAACUGCUUCACACGUUCCAAGAAGCGAUCAGUGUCGCCAGUUUCAAUGCGGCUGUGAGAACCCCGAUGCCAGGGACUGGGGUGAACCAGGGGCCGACGAGGAGGCGUCCUAGUCCGCAACACUACGUGGACUUGAGCAACUUCAUGUCCAAAGAGUUCGCUAGCCACGGGCUCAAGCGCCCGGCUCCACCUUCGCCGACGCAUCAAGACGAAGUCAUGGACUCUCCCACCCACAAGAAGCCACGCUUCAACUGAUUUCCGGCCGCUCUGGAAGAGACAGACGGCGGCCGUCCCGAAUUCUCUCCUUCGUCGCGAAUUCUCGGAGCUGUGGAAAGGGGCUACUGCUUGUCCGCAGGGGGUUCAGUAAAUUAAUUCCUCGUUCGCUCGACUUCAUCGGCUGCGUCUGGAAAGCUCCUAAUCGAAGAUUCCGUUCCCUUUUCGAAAUGUCCCGGCUUUCGUGUAUUCUUCGUAAGCUUUUCAUUUGAUUUACAAAUUUAGCACCCCCCUCCCCCUUGAAAUAAGCGUAUAGUAAGUUUUCUUGGGUUGCUGCCGAUUCCGAAUCUAAAUUCAGAUCAUGAACUUGAGAUGCUACAAUUUUCCGUUACCGUUUUUUGAAAUUCUGCGGGUUUGUUUUCUUUCGUCUUGUCUCUAAAUGAAAGUAAAAUGAGGCACAUUCAACUCUUUCUUCGUCUGCGAAUUAGAAACUCGCAAAAACUUCGUUAUGGAACAGUGAGAAAGAGACAUUUUUCAUGAAUAUUGUUUUCCUCGGGCUCAUGGCGGUACAUAGAAUUGAAUUGUCUUUUUUUCGUGUUUCUCUUGAUAAAACGGUUGCAGCGCAGUAGGAAGACUGACUAGAAGAAAUGUGUCGAGUCUCUUUUUCCUUUUGAAAGGGCAUUUUCCGUUUCUGGGCGUCUUCGUUCGUGUUGGGGGGAAUUGAGUAAUGAUGCAUAUAUAUGUUAUUUUGCGAAAUCAGGCGAAUUGCGGGCAUCUUGAUUCGAUUAAUGAUUUGGUUCGAUCUGCUCACCUCGUAGUUUACUGGGCCGUAAAUGCUAGUAAUUUUUGUUAGUAUCGAGCAUUGAGUCACAUUUUUCGGGGGCUUCGAUUUGAUGUACUUUGGUUUUGUUUUUUUGAAUUGUAAUUAUUGCUCGGAUGUCCAUAUCCGUUGUACACCGAAAGAAAUACCGAGGAUAUUUUCAGUACAGUAAUAUCUCCUGCUGUAAUUCCCCAAAAAUAAAUCAGAUCUUGUAUAUUUUCUUUCAAGCCUGCAUUAGCUCUGAUUUUUUGAGAUUCAUCAAUGAGAAACAUUUUUACAAGAACGGUGAUCACACCAUCUUCUAUGAUACUCAAUUCCAGAUUUGACUCCUGAACCGAAUGCAAAUUCUUCAGGUUAAUUGUCCCGAAAUGUCAUGAGGUACGUUAGACUGUUACGUCAGUUUGCCAAUAAUCUGGUUUCUGAUCUAGUUAAAUUUAUCGACGUAUUUUGCGUGACUGGUUCCAUUUUGUAGGAAUUUCGCGAUAAUUCGAAAAUCAGAAGUGCGUAAAUCAGACAUGUUUCAUAAAAUGAUUUUUACGUUUUAGAAAAUGGUCUCAUUUUCAAACAGGGAAGAAAAUUUUCCUUUUUUAAAUACAUUUUGAGAAUUUGUGUUUGAACUUUCAAUUGAGACAUGCAUUUCUAAAUUUUCAAUUGAGUUGAACGUAAUGCCCUGCACUGUUCGCAUUAAAUAAAUUUGAUACAUUGCGUAGUUAGGUAUGUAGUGAAUUGGCUUUGGUUUGAUGAGCCAAUCUUAAAAUGUUCCAUUAUCCCAGAUAUGAACCGUUUGAACUUGAUUCUUAUCCUGAAUAAGGUUUGUACAACGAGUGGCGCCGUAAUAUUUCAUUAUGCUUCUUAUUUUCUCUGAAGUCCAUAUUUUCGGGGAAACACAGGACUUCCAUUUUUCUGAGGUUUUGAUGUGUAGAAUGCAUUCGAAAUUAUGCCUGAAUUUAUUACCUGCACUUCUAGAACAUUUUUAGGCUUACUGUACUAUUAUGAAAAUAUCCGCGGUGAAUCGAUUUGAGAGGCCAGGGGGCAGAAUUUUAAAUAAAUGAAGUGCGUUUUGCAAAUUGUAAGAAAUCGGAAUCGCCCUGCAGUAGAUGGGUUUCAGUUGACGGGUUUCAAGUGCGUCUGUUGAUUCCCUGUCCGAGAAGGAGGUCUUGAGAAAGGGAAAAGAAAAAGCUGUGAUUCGGGAUCGUAUUGAAGAAGGAUCGGUUCUAGAAAAGAAGGUCUUGAGAAAGUUGGGGCGACCUGGACCAGAAAUCGAAUCCGCUGUUGGUUCUUCUUUGUGUUCCUUUAAAGGCUCGCGGUUUGUUGAAAACUUUUUUUUGAGGAUUUUUGAAGGAUACUGUAUUUGAAUGCGAUACAUAGGGUGGCCGGUAAGGCGUCGCCGAUAAAAUUUUUUUUUUGCGUGGCGAUGAGUCUUCGAAAGUGUAUUCGAGUCUGUUUCUAAGUUUGUGUGCUGUAUUCAUUACGAAGUUUUUUUGUUGAAAACAUUCAGCUGGUUGCGAUUUUGCACGUUGCUCGACUUGGAAUCUCCGAUCCGAGUCCCCAGGUUUCUUCCGCUGUCUCCUCUUUUAUUUUGUUGCGUGCCUCGAGCAUCAUUAUGAAUCGUUCUUGUAAAGAGCAGAGUAAUAUUGACCUGAUGCUGAAUGGGAA
Notodromas monacha is the source of this 3315-nucleotide messenger RNA. The record is from the annotation of a GenBank genome assembly. Lineage: Eukaryota; Metazoa; Arthropoda; Ostracoda; Podocopida; Cyprididae.